This is a messenger RNA of Aspergillus nidulans FGSC A4, 1149 nucleotides long. RefSeq names its product peroxisomal membrane protein PEX16. The record is from RefSeq and is a predicted model, not a curated record. The transcript is spliced from 4 exons. Gene Ontology annotation, cellular component: peroxisomal membrane. Bases 1 to 1149 code for a protein of 382 amino acids. Lineage: Eukaryota; Fungi; Ascomycota; Eurotiomycetes; Eurotiales; Aspergillaceae.
AUGGACGCCGCUUCGAAGUUUAGAAGCCCGGUUCCUGCCGUCCUCCUACAGCCCUCUAAGUGGUUGCCGCUAUACGAAGACUUCUUGACAAAGAAUGCGAGCUCAGUAGGACAGGUUGAGUCUGCGCUGAGGUCGCUAACAUACAUCAUACCAGGACGCUAUCGCGAUUCAGAGAUACCUUCAGAAUGUGUCCACUCAGGAGUACAGCUACUGUCGUUAUAUCAUGAUCGUUUGAUAUCAAGGGUCAUAUCUAACCUACCGCCAACAAUUCGUCGACCAAACCCUACUCCGCACACGCGCUAUACUAAGUACUGGUCAUCACAAUCGCCUCUAUAUAAAAAAGUCGCUCUCACUCUCCAAACUAUUCAAUAUACGGAGCUAUUAUGGGAGAUGCUUGCACGACGCCGUGGCGAGAAGGUCCGUUGGCGUGUUGUCGUCUUUAUUGAGGUCGUCAAGGCGAUCUGUCGACUUUUCCUACUACGCCUUACGAACUCGCGCCCCCUUGUCAGCCCACCGCUACCUGAGCGUGAAAUAGAUCCCAGGUCAUUAGAAGAAGAUGACAGCGAUUGGAACGGAAUGGAGUCCCCGGUCAGCGAACGGCUCUCGGAUUUAAGUUGGAACAUGCCUCGUACUGGGCUUUCACUACCUUCUUUGCCCGACGUCAACGAUGUUUCGAAUUAUCUUAUAUCCAAGGUCUUGACGGCAGAUGACAUCAAACCCCCAAAAGCGCUUUUGCACAGAGUCACAGGUCAAGGUCAAUUAGCAGAAGUUCUUCACAUCAUUCGGCCGGUUAUCUAUGCACUUGCGCUCCAAAAAUGGGGUAGCGAUAAGCGAAGCUGGAGGCCCUGGUUGAUCGGCUUUGGGAUGGAAUACGGCUCACGGCAAUUAGCCAAGGCCGACUUUCGAGAGAGAGUCGCUGGUGGCCUCCGCGGACUGACCGGCCUCGAGAGAGAGGAGCUGAAGAAGAGAGGCUGGUCGAUGGGCUGGUGGUUGAUGCGGGGAGCCUUUUAUGAGAACAUCACGAGGUCUACAUUGAGAGGACUCACGGAUAAGAUGAGAGGAAAACCACUUCUUGAUCUCGUGGGAAGCAUCAUUGAGGAUUACGAAUACCUAUGGGAUAACUACUAUUUCCCGACUGCUACAUUAUAA